Mya arenaria is the source of this 1784-nucleotide messenger RNA. Its product is annotated as complement C1q tumor necrosis factor-related protein 3-like. The transcript is spliced from 2 exons. The coding region runs from base 14 to 736 and encodes 240 amino acids. The record is from RefSeq and is a predicted model, not a curated record. NCBI's taxonomy places the organism in Eukaryota, Metazoa, Mollusca, Bivalvia, Myida, Myidae. Gene Ontology annotation, molecular function: protein binding.
ACUAACAGAUAAAAUGUUGUUUGGCGGUGCAGUGGUGGUGUGUGCUUUAGGUUUUCAUGUUAUAUUUGCUGGGGAACCGAAUUGUUUAUCCAGAUUCGAUUAUGACGAAAAGAUGUUACUGAAAUUGCUUCGCAUAGAAGAUAAGCUUGUACACAUUGAAACAUUUAUCCAAGAUUUAAAAGAAACGGAUCAGCAGCUUCAAAUGAAGAUGAACGUUUUGCAAAAAAAUAUGGCAACCACAGCAGAACAUAGCAACAAGACGGAGACUCUUUUAAAUGACAACAUUUCAAUAACUAACGCAUCGAUGAGCCUGUUACAGACGCAAAUGAAAGCUGUGACAAGUCCACCUAUCGCCUUUUUGGUGAGGAAUCCAACAUACGAAUCAGGCAAGGUUAUCUUCAGUAGUGAACUAUUAAACGAAGGAAAUGCUUUCACACCUGGGACUGGUGAGUUUUUGGCACAACUUUCGGGCCUCUACUAUUUUAGCUUCCAUCUGUUGGCAACGUCUUCAACCAAAUAUAUGUAUUGCAGUUUCUACAAGAAUGGUAACAAUCUUGAUGUAUAUGCACACGCAGAUGGCUCAACUUCUUCCAACGAUAGCGGCAGUAUGUCGGCAUUUAUCACCCUUAAAAAGGGGGAUGUUUUCCAUGUUGGAGGUUGCGCGGGAAGUCCAAGUGUAUCAUUCAGUGGUUGGUCAACAUUGACGGGCGCCUUGAUUAAACUUGUCUACGUGUAGCUUAUAACAGUUCAUUUCUCAGAAAUGUCAGUGUUAAUAGGUAGUGCUACGUUCGACCCGGCAAUUCUACAUCAUUGCAAGUAUGGUCAUCGUUCUUUGCCUUAAAACGUGUGGACGUUUUUAGACCUGAUAUCCCAAUGCCGCAGUAGAUGAUGCCACAAUACUGACAUGUGCUCUGAUUAUAGUUUAUACAGUGCAAAUAUCUCUGCGUUGGACUCGUUAAAAACAAUGGCAUUUCUAUACUUGUGGUUUAAUUGGAAAUCCAACUGGAACAUUCGAUUAGCAAGAAUAUUAAUUAAAGGUUAGCUUCUUUUAACCAACAACGGUACCCGUUUGUCAGAGUAUAUUUAUGUACUAAUGUGAUCAUAUGUGCCACCUUCGAUUCCGUCAUAAAAAUAACAAGCGCUCUUAUUACAUCUGACUGCCUUUAGCGUACAUGUCGCCGGAAUAGUUGGCUACAAUAUUUGGAGAAAAAGAUAACAUCAUUCUUAAUUAUUUAUUUAGUUUAACCUUUUUUAUGAUGCUUAAUAGGGCUGUCAUGUUUUGUUGUUGUUAUUUUUUUCUUUACGUAAUUAGUAAAGUGAAUACAAUCACUUACCUUUUACACGAUUAAAUAAUAAAUAGAAAUCACAUCGUUCGUGCUUAUUUAUAGAACAAUAUAGAUAUAGUUUAAUAAAUUAGAGUACAUGUUAUUUAAUAAAUAAUACAAAGGGGGCUAGGAUUUCUAGGAUUUAGUAUGUUGUUUUUUUUCAUUUGAGCAAAACAUGUGAUUUUUGAAGUAUUCUGAUGUAUAUUGUUAAAAAAAGAAAUGUUUGUAAAAUAGAUUACAAACGCUUGUAAUUCGUUAUGUUUCGUUAUGAGGUGAACUAUUUAUGUUUUACUUGAUACCAAUAUUUUAAUAUAUUUCAUACUAUUAUAUGGUUCAUCAGUCAAUUAAUUUUCUUUAUUUUAUAAUGAUAAUUAGGUAUAAGUUGUCUCUUUUCAUUUUACAUCCAUCUGUUUAGCAUUAUAUGGCUUGCACUGUAUAAUGAACUUAUUCAAACAUAAA